AUGUUCGGCUUGAAGAAUUAUAAUCCCCCUAAUCCAUAUCGUCAUAGGUUGUAUGAGGAAGAGCUUGAUGUUGAGCCCGGUGCAGUUCGAAUAGGCAGGAAGGAUUCAAAGGAUGUUAUUGGAGGAACGAAGCAGGUGUUACGUGUUGGUAUUCGUGAUGUAAUAAAAGCUAGAUAUGGCUGUGAAAAUGUUGAUCCGAGAAUAAUCAAUUCGGAACUAGAAUCAUAUGAUAAAGUGUUUGCUGAUGGGAAGAAAUUGGAAGAGCAGGAGAAGAUUCAAAACCAGGAAUAUUGGAAUGUGUGGGUUGAAUUGUUUAAUGUGCCUCUGGAAUACUGGAAUAGCAAGGGAAUUACUUUGAUUGCUAAUGAAAUUGGGAAACCGAUGGCUAUGGACAAUGUUACUCAAAAAAUGUGCAAUGAGCAUUAG
Messenger RNA from Lactuca saligna, 426 nucleotides. The record is from the annotation of a GenBank genome assembly. NCBI's taxonomy places the organism in Eukaryota, Viridiplantae, Streptophyta, Magnoliopsida, Asterales, Asteraceae.